Molecule: messenger RNA, 929 nt
Organism: Carassius carassius (crucian carp)
Lineage: Eukaryota; Metazoa; Chordata; Actinopteri; Cypriniformes; Cyprinidae
Product: protein cornichon homolog 4-like
Exons: 5
Coding region: 16-603 (195 amino acids)
Biological process (GO): endoplasmic reticulum to Golgi vesicle-mediated transport
Cellular component (GO): endoplasmic reticulum membrane; COPII-coated ER to Golgi transport vesicle
Source: RefSeq, a predicted model, not a curated record
CGGUUCCUCCGGAAGAUGGCGAUAGUAACUCGACACGGACGCCUCAGCAGCGCGAGAAGAAACGACCGGAAGCGGCAGCAGCGAAAGCGGAAGUGCAAAAAUGGAGGCGGCCGUGUUCAUUUCAUCCCUCGUCGACUGCUGUGCUUUAAUAUUCCUCUCCGUGUAUUUCGUAUCCUUGAUAAACUCUCGAGCGGAGUGAAGAUGAGUGUAUUCCUCUGUUCUGUUCUUGUUAUUUCCCUAACCCGGUCUCAGAUCAUCACUCUGUCUGAUCUGGAGUGUGAUUACAUCAAUGCUCGCUCCUGCUGCUCCAAACUCAACAAAUGGGUCGUUCCUGAGAUGAUCGCUCAGGCUCUGGCCAUGCUCCUCAUGCUGGGCUCCAUGCACUGGUUUGUGUUCCUGCUCAACUUCCCCGUGGCGUCCUGGAACGUUUACAGAUACGUGAAGGUUCCUGUGGGGAACAUGGGAGUGUACGAUCCCACAGAGAUUCACAACAGAGGCCAGCUCAAAUCCCACAUGAAGGAAGCCAUGAUCAAACUGGGCUUCCACCUCCUCUGCUUCUUCAUCUACCUGUACAGCAUGAUCCUGGCUCUCAUCAACGACUGACCCACAACUGUCUUCACAACACAAACUGCCAAAUCAUGAACUGGCCUUUACAUAUUGUGAACAAACUCCACGCAUCCCAAUCAGAAGAUCAGCCCAGCUCGUCUGCGGACCCCAAACCCCCAGCGCAGGCCCGUGUGUGCCCCUCACUGGGGUUUCUCUGAACCUUGCACUGCUUCUCAGGGCUGAAGCAUCAGUGAAUCACUCCACGUCUGUUUGACCAGCAGCUGCACACUAAACACGCUCAGUUUCUCCACUGGAUACACUGACUGUCACACAAUUCUGAUUUUUUUCUUGCAAUUCUGAGAAAGAUUGGUGUGAUGUAAACU